CCAUCAUGACAUAAUCAUAUAACAUGUCUCCUUAAUGUGAGGCUGGAUGUAUGACUGAUUGAGGUUGAAUGGGCGGGGAAGGUAUCAUGCGCGAUGAACCCUCCCUGAGGAUUUGUCUUACUUUCCAACGGAGAUACUGGAGCUCUCGGAUACACCUCACCAAUGCGGAUGGCUCAUCCGGCUUAUCACCACAGAUCAUGGAGAGGAGAUACAAUUCGAUGGAGCACUUUUAUCAGGUGCACAAAUACUCCCCGGUACAGUCGGCCUCAGCCCACUUUGGGAAGAAGAUAACAAUUAUUUCGCCUCGUUGAGACUGGACGCUCCAAUCCUAGACGACCGAAAUCCGAAAUGGCCUCUUGAGGAUUUCGUUGGUCAGUCGCUGGGUCUUGGGAAACCUACCGAGAGAACCCACAAGCGCUCGGAGCUGCGAUUUGUGAUGGGCCCACCAAUGCAUUGAAGGAACCAAAUGCUCCACCUGCCACCCAAUCGUGAAACUUGGGAGAGCUAGUCGCCACUGCGGAUUCUUCUCACAAUUUUCAUACAUCUCGAAGGUCUGCGCACUUUUAGAUGCAUCUGGGGUCUUCGUUUAUGUUUGGUAUUCCGGUCGCUGAUAUGCUUGGACUCGCUUUUCAUUGAAUAUGCUUGGAAUUGUUAUCGCUCCGGCUCCUUACAUCGCUCACUUCCCCGCAAACCCUUAAGAUGGCUUCAAAUCGAGCUCCCGAAGUUUAUGCUGUCGCGGCUGUUUUCCUGGCGCUGACAUGGAUGACGGCACUGCUGAGAUGUUAUGUGCGAGGAGUUGUCGCCAAGAAAUUUGGUCUUGAAGAUUGGCUGGCUAUCUUUUCUUUGGUUAGUCGACAGGUGUGUGUUGUCGGAAGUGGAUGUUAAUGUAAAACAGAUUCUGUUCACCAUGACAGCAGUUUUUGCGUUGCAAGGCAUAUCAAACUCUAUGGGGAUGCAUCUUAUCGACAUCAUGACGGUCAGCCCUCAGAAUCUAACUCCUGCGAUGAUGUACUGGUUUUCGACCGAAUUGGCUUAUGUUCUUACGACUUGCAUUCUUAAGAUGAGCAUCGCGGUAUUCCUCCUGCGCAUCGCAGUGAAGAAAUCACAUCGCAUCAUCCUCUAUGUGACAACAGCAGGAGUGAUAAUCUUCAGCAUUGGAUAUUUCCUAUUUCUGGUCUUCCAGUGCUCGCCAGUGGAUUAUUUUUGGAAUCAAUUCAGUUUAAAGCCAGGGUCUUGCCUCUCACCGGAGCUGGUUGGGGCAAUGACAUAUGCACACUCAGGGUUGAAUGCGCUCGCAGACAUCAUUCUCGCAGCACUUCCCGUCGUCAUUGUUUCUCAGCUGCAAAUGAAUCCUCGAACGAAACUUACAGUGUCAAUAAUUCUCUCAAUGGGAAUUGUUGCUUGUAUAGCAGUCGUCAUUCGCAUCCCGUAUAUCAAAAUACUUGUUGACAACGCCGAUGAUUUCCUCUUCUCGUCAACAGACGUCGUCAUCUGGUCGGCUAUCGAGCCUGGUCUGGCGAUCACAGCAGCAAAUUUGGCGACUCUCCGGCCACUAUUCAGCGCUUGCCUAUCACGUAAGAAACUAUGGGGGACAACUACUGCCCACGGCACAUACGGACACUCGAAGAAUAUUUCUGCAUUUUCUAGUCGCAAGGGCUAUGUCCGCAGUGGAAGUAGAGGCAACAUUGAAGAUAUGAAUCUGAGCAACUUGAGCAAAAGUGGACAUGAAGUUACCAUCGAGGCGCUAAACGGUACGCAUGGCAGUGGACACACGAGAUCAAAACUGGAAUCCAGGAUCAGUGAGGAAAGAUUACAGAAGGCGCCAAGCUGGGACAUCGAACGACAGUCUCAAGGACCUCUGGAGGAGUGGCCAGGUUCGCCGCAGGAGAUACGUAAGACGGUGCGAACGGAAGUCUACAGUGAAGUGCACCCACCACUUCCCACAUCACAACAGGAACUAUUCCAGAGCCAACUUGGCCCGAAGACAGAUGGAAGGAGAGAUGUAUGGCCUGAAAUAGGGAUUGCAUUGAGCCAGAGCAGGAGAAAGUCUCACCAGUCCCUCAAAGGACCCACGGCUCACCAUUGGAUAUGAUGUGAUAUGGGUGCAUGAUUUGAUGUGUAUGAGAAGAGAGCAGAUAACCUGCUUGAUAAUGCCUUUAUGUAUAUACUUUGGGAUGGAUAUGAUACCUAGACAGGUCGGGAGUUCCCUUUGGUACAGGUGUAAAUAAGUUUCAUAUCAUGAUAAAGGUAGCGAGCAAUCGAGGGG
This is a messenger RNA of Cadophora gregata, 2266 nucleotides long. RefSeq lists its product as uncharacterized. The record is from RefSeq and is a predicted model, not a curated record. Bases 785 to 2092 code for a protein of 435 amino acids. The transcript is spliced from 3 exons. NCBI's taxonomy places the organism in Eukaryota, Fungi, Ascomycota, Leotiomycetes, Helotiales, Ploettnerulaceae.